Messenger RNA from Cuscuta epithymum, 2505 nucleotides. NCBI's taxonomy places the organism in Eukaryota, Viridiplantae, Streptophyta, Magnoliopsida, Solanales, Convolvulaceae. The record is from the annotation of a GenBank genome assembly.
GCGGCACAACCAAGUUCAGCACUGAAUUCACCAAAUCCAUCACUCCGGGGACAGUCAGAUAUUUGCAUGGAUUGUGCCUGAGUUGGCAAUCUACGAAGCAAGUGUUGGUGUGUAUGCAGGUGGCCACGUGUUGCUAUUGCUCCUCCCUACAUAACACGCGUGACCAUAAUAUAGUGCAACAAUAUCCACAUGGGCUACCAUUAAGGUUAAGCCUGGUAUUAUUUCUCACAUGGUAUCAGAGCCAAUUUCUAAAAUCCCUAUUUUUUUUUCCGGCUACGAUGACUUCUACGCCAACCUCUUCCGCCGCCGCUGAGUCCUCUGAGCCGGCCACAAUUUCACCCACCGCCCAGAUGACGUCGCCGACCUUCUCUUCGUCUCCAGCAACUCAGCCUCUAUCUUCCGCUGCUUCAAUCUCGCAGCAGGCCUCCAGUCUAUCUUCUCAAACGAUGGCUGCUUCAACAACUCUUCCAUUCAUGUCAAUGGACCCUGUUAUCUCUCAAACCUGGAUGCCGCCUCCUCUUACGACGGAAUUUAGCGCCUGGAAUCCUCCCCUCUUUACUUGGACGCCGACACAGCCCUCAGUCCGUCCACCAGUGCAGCCCGUCCUCUCUACUGGCAGAAGUUUUCUUCCUCCCAUGGAAUCUGCCUCCAAUUUUGCUGGUCCUACAUUUGCAGGAGCACCAGUUGGUUUAUUUCCGGAGAGCUUCACCUUUGAAAGACUACGCAACUGCUUGAUUGAAAAGGAGCAAACUAUACAGUAUAUGCGCACUCUAGAAGAGCCUCCCCAGGCCCAAGCAUUUGCGGUCCAAGCUCAGGCUACCGGGCAGCCACCUCCCCACGGCGGGCAGCAGCAACGUGGGAGAGGUUAUCGCGGUAGGGGCGGUCGUGGACAGCGGGGCAGAGGGGGCCGCGGACAGCGUGGCCGCGGUUAUGCCCCACAUCAGCAUGGUUAUGGCUUUCCUCCUCCGAUGGGCUACGGCUACCCCCCUCCUGGCUAUGUUCCAGGGGGUGCACCUCAUGCGGGCAUUCUUGGGGCUCCAGGCUCAGCAGGCUCUUCAUCUGUUGACGGGCACUCUGUUCCUCCUCCUGUAGUUUGUCAAAUUUGUUAUGCCCCAGGUCAUCCCGCCUCUACUUGUCCGUCCCGUUUUGUUCAGCCGGCUGCACCUGCUCUCGCUGCUCAGGCUCCUGAUGCUACUGACAUUGUGUGGUAUCCUGACUCAGGUGCCUCUGCUCAUAUGACUCCUCAUCCAGUUUUUCUGUAAAGGACAAAACUACGGGGGCGGUUCUACUUCGAGCGGUCAGUGAUAAUGGUGUCUAUCCUGUUCGUCAGCCUGCACCUCCACCUGUUGCCCUUUCUGCUGCUUCUGUUUCCCUUUGGCAUAAUAGAUUAGGACAUUGUGGUACUCGUGUUUUAGAUCAACUUAGAAUUAAUAAUUUAAUUUCUGGCACUUCUGCUUCUAUUUCUGAUUGUAUUCCUUGUCGUUUGGGAAAAUCACAACGGUUACCUUUUAAUAAAGUUUUUCACAACAGUCCGUGUGCUUUAUAUUUAAUCCAUUCUGAUGUAUGGCAAUCUCCUGUGCUAUCUCAUCUUGGUUUUAAAUAUUAUGUUUGUUUUGUGGAUGAUUUUUCUCGUUUUACAUGGCUAUAUCCUAUGCGGCGUAAGUCUGAGGUUACUACUCAUUUUCAUCAUUUUAAAUUAAUGAUUGAAAAUUUACUUGACCGCAAAAUUAAGAUUUUUCAGAGUGAUGGAGGGGGUGAAUUUGAUAAUUUUCAUAUGCGGAAUUUUUUUACUGAUUCUGGAAUUAUUUUUCAAAAAUCUUGUCCUGAAACUCCGCAGCAAAAUGGCGUGGCUGAGCGCAAGCACCGUCAUUUAAUUGAACUAGCGCGAACCAUGCUCAUCACUGCCAAUUUGCCCGCUCAGUUUUGGGUUGAUGCUGUUCUCACUGCCACUUUUAUUAUUAAUCGGUUACCUCUCCUACUCUACAUGGUGUGUCUCCGUAUGAAAAAUUGUUUCUCUCUGCACCGGAUUUAUCUGGAAUGCGUGUUUUUGGUUGUGCAUGUUUUCCAAACUUUAAUGCCACUUCUGCUAAUAAACUUUCUCCACGGUCUGUUCAGUGUGUUUUUCUUGGUUAUGCGUCUGAAUAUAAAGGUUAUCGUUGUCUUGAUCCUAUUUCUGGUCGGGUUUAUAUUAGCAGAAAUGUCCGAUUUUUAGAAAAUAUUUUUCCAUAUUCUAAGUUGAUUAGUGCUACACUGUCUCCGUCGAGUAUGCCUUCUUACACCGCUCCUUUGGUUCCCCUACGUACCAGUGACCAGCCCCCAUCCUCAAACCUGCAACUGCAAUCCCAUCCAGUUGACUCACUCCCAGAUUUCCAUGCACCCACUCCAACCUAUAAUCAUGUUCCCAGCCCCUCUUCUACUCCCAUUACCUUAGCAGACAGUCAAUUACCUUCCACUACUCUGGCUGAGACUUUACUGGCCGACACACCACCAUUCCCUACUUCACUG